GGUAGAUUCAGGGAGUGAGUUACAGGGGUGGAAAUAAAAGCUGUGGUCCCAGCAGUCCUGGGCACUGAGGGACAGCGGUGACCAUGAGUGACUUCAAGGAAGCGAGGGCGCAGCAGCUGGGAUCCCUGGGGUGUCUGGGCCACGGGCAGUUCCCACUGGUGCUGAAGCUGCUCUGCCUCGUGGUCUUGGCUGGCCUCCUGGUUGCUGUCCUUGUCCAAGUCUCCAAGGUGCCGGGCUCCCAGGAACAGGAGCAGCAGCUGUCCAAGCAGGAGAAGGUGUACCAGGAGCUGACCCAGCUGAAGGCGGGAGUUGGCCGCCUAUGCCGCCCCUGCCCCUGGGACUGGACGUUCUUCCAAGGAAACUGUUACUUCUUCUCCAAGUCCCUGAGGAACUGGCACGACUCUGUCACCGCCUGCCAGGAAGAGGGGGCCCAACUAGUCAUCAUCGAAAGUGCCGAGGAGCAGAGCUUCCUGCAGCAGACUUCUAAGACCAAAGGCUAUACCUGGAUGGGACUCUCAGACCUGAAACACGAAGGCACCUGGCACUGGUUGGAUGGCUCACCUCUGUCACUCAGAUUCAUGACGUACUGGAACCCAGGGGAACCCAACAGUUCCGGGGAGGAGGACUGUGCGGAAUUUAGAGGCGACGGCUGGAAUGACUCUAAGUGUAGCUAUCAGAAAUUCUGGGUGUGCAAAAGACCUGCAGCGUCCUGCUCUGACAAGUGAGGCGGCUCCUCAGCCCCUGCAGCCCCAGCCUCCCUGCCGGUGGCAGAACUUUACCCAGGUGUACGCCAGGUGUGUCUCCUCGUCUCUGGGCACUGAGAUCGAUCUUCAAAAUAGCUCUCGGGCUCUUCUCUGUCAUUUCCCUGCUGCUGGGCCAUUUCUGUCCUUCCUGGAUCCCCCCGGCUUCCCUGGCUUUGAGGCUGUGUUGUGUCCAGUCUCUGCAGUUUAAUACAGUGGGCCUGGCUCAGGGGCUCAGGUGUAGCUCUCCAGGCAGCUUCCUAUCCCCCAAAUGCGUGUCCACCUUCCCAAAUAAACCCCUGUCUAUGCCUUGUCUGGCUUGUGCUGAAAUUCCUUUCCGUCUUGUAUGCCGAGAAUCCCUCUGGUCCUGAGUCAAGUCCCCCCGUCACCUGGACUCCUAGUACCCUUUGGAGACACUUCUGCUCCCCUGACACUCCGACCUGCUCCUGUUCGACUGACUGGGGAACUAACGGUGGACCCUGAGAUGUGCCUCCAAGUCCCCUUUUCAAGGAAGGACUUGUAGCCCCCCUGUGGAGAGUCCUCUUGGAGGUGGCUGUACCCUGUCAGCCCCUCCCCACCUAGAGAACCGCCUUCUCCAAAGUCAGGCUCCUUCCUGGUGGGAAUCUGGCCUUGCUGGGAAAGUCCGCUCAGGCUCCAGAGCUCUCCAGAGGGCCUGUCGCAGUGGACAUCUCUGCUGGACCUGUCCUUCUGCCCAUUUCUUCUCCCUCUGGCAGCAUAAUAAAUAUGUCAUUG
Sciurus carolinensis (gray squirrel) is the source of this 1493-nucleotide messenger RNA. RefSeq names its product CD209 molecule (gene Cd209). The coding region runs from base 84 to 725 and encodes 213 amino acids. The record is from RefSeq and is a predicted model, not a curated record. The transcript has 6 exons. NCBI's taxonomy places the organism in Eukaryota, Metazoa, Chordata, Mammalia, Rodentia, Sciuridae.